AUGCAGGCAAUGAUAGAUACGGGUGCAACCACAUCAUUGAUAUCUCAAGCAGCACUAAAUCGCAUUCCAAAUACGGAGAGUAAACCAAGUCGAGCAGUUGCUACAUUAGGAGAUGGGAAAACCAGAAUUUUGGUCAAUGGCAUAGUCGAAUUGGACAUCAUGGUUAAGAAUAUAAACACUAUAAUACCACUUCUCGUGGUCGAAGCACUAGGUGCAGAAGUUAUACUAGGAUUGGAUUGGUGCACAUUGAAUAACGUCAACGUGAACGUGGGACAGCGGCAAGUGGAGAUGAAUGUUAGACAAUCGGAAAUGGUUAGUGUACCUUUUCUUGAAAAUGGCUCAAUUGAUGCUUGUGUUGCUACCGAUGUUGAGUUACUACCGCACCAUGAACAUAUGGUAAAAAUGCAAGUGCCAAUUUCUAAUGCUAUGAUCGUUUCUUUCUUAUCGGAUUACAAAAAAUGCUCAAAAUUAAAAAUUGAAGUUCCGGAUGCUCUGGUUGAAAUAAAAGAUUUCACGUUUUAUAUGCUUGUUUCUAACUGCAGCAAAAACGUUCACAGAUUGACGAAAAAUACUAAGCUAGGUAUUCUAACAUAUCAAUCACAGGACGACUUGACUUACAAGUUUAAUACCUUCGAUGAAUCUUUUACUACUUCGGAAACCAAGAAGGUGCACAUGAUAACGUUAGAUCAACAAAAUAAGCAUGAUUCACCGCCACUUGAUAAAGUACUGGAAGGAUUAGUGAAUCACAUCCACGAUUUACAACACCGGAAAGAUUUCUUGGAAAUCUUACAGCGAAAUAGAAGAUCAUUUGACACCUCCAAAAUGACUAAAGCAAAUACCAGAAUCCAUCACACCAUCAACACAGGUGACCAUCCGCCAAUCAGCACCAGACCAUAUUACAAAACGGUUCAACAACGAAAGACAAUGCAUGAAGAGAUAGAAAAACUAAUGGAUCAAGGAAUUUUACGGAAAUCUACAUCUCCCUGGUCAUCACCAGCGUUGCUAAAGCAGAAACCGGAUGGUAGUUACCGAUUCUUGGUUGAUUUUCGACGAUUGAAUGCAAUUAGCAAAAAGGAUUCCUAUCCACAGCCAUCUGCGGAGGAAAUGUUACACCGAUUGGCUGGACAUAAGUACUUUACAAAACUCGACUUACGUUCCGGAUAUUUUCAGAUACCAAUACACGAGUCUGAUAUCCCUAAAACGGCAAUAAUAACUCAAGAUGGCUUGUACGAAUUUACGGUUUUAGCUCAGGGACUUAUGAAUGCGCCUCCCACCUUUCAACGAGUGAUGAACGAGUUAUUGGCGAAUGGGCGUUGGGACUACGUGGUGGUUUAUCUGGAUGAUAUUUUGGUGUUUUCGAAAACAAUAGAAGAACAUAAAAGACACGUUGACGAUGUUAUCUCAACAUUGCACCAAGUAAACUUCCAGGUAUCACCACCCAAAUGCUUCAUAGCAGUAGAAACGGUCGAAUUUCUAAGUCAUAUUGUUACUGGCGAAAUGGUAAAACCAUCACCAGAAAAAAUCAAAGCGGUAGUCGAUAUGGCCCCACCGAAAACGCUCUCUCAAGCAAACAAGUUUAUAGGUAAAAUUAAUUAUUACCGAAAAUUUAUACAUGAUUUUGCACGGAUCGCCGCUCCAAUCCAUCAGGUUACCAACAAAACAAGAACGAAACGCAAUGAGUUCCGAUGGGGUGAUGAGCAGCAGCGUGCGUUUAAUGAAUUUAAAACUAUUUUAACCACGGCACCUCUGUUCCUUGACUUCCCAGAUCGAUCAGUACCAUUUAUACUUUCAACAGAUGCUAGUGAUAUCAGAAUUGCUGGCAUUCUCAAGCAACAUACGGCCAAUGGAUUGAAAAUAUGUUAUUAUAAAUCAAGGCUAUUAAGUGACACAGAAAGAAGAUACUCGGCAACGGAACGUGAAGCUCUAGCAAUAUAUUGGUGUAUGUCCGAACUAAGAAACUAUAUCGGUGAUAGUGAGCUAAUCAUUGAGACAGACCACAAACCAUUAGCAAAUAUGCACAAGAAGAAAACCUAUGGAAAUAAACGAAUUGAUAGCUGGUUGCUAAAACUGCAGGAUUUGCUGCCACAGAUUAAUGAAAUAAAGUACCGACGUGGCAUUGAUAAUGCGGGACCGGAUUAUCUUACUCGAUGUGAAAUCGAUGAAACAAACUCCGAUAAUACAAAACUCAAUGCCAUAACCAGAUCAAUGACACGUGCAGAUGAACAAACCAAUAUAUCAAAACCAAAUCCAACUAUAGACACAACCAACAUGGCAAGGCCAGUAGUAAAGUUGAACAAGUCUAUGAAUGAUUUGAGCGUUGAGAACAUCAAGGUUGAACAAAUCAACGACGAGAAUAUCCAACUGAUAAUAUCAAAGAUUCGAGCAAAGAAACGAACCGAUAAUUUUAUCAUUCACAAUGGAUUGUUAUAUCGGUUAGUUGCGAAGAAAAAAACUGGCGUGAAAAGUAGAGUUUUAUACUUACCCAAAUCUCUGGUCAAUGACAUGCUCGAGUUGUAUCAUGAUCACCCAAUGAGUGGACAUUUUGGAGUUGGACGGACACUACAUAAAGUUAGAACAAAAUUUUGGUGGCCAAAUAUGCGUCAAUCAAUCGAACAGUAUAUAUCAUCGUGUAUAUUGUGUUCGCAGUUCAAUAUCGUUCGGAGUAAACCUGAGGGUCAUCUUAGAUCCUUUGAGCCGCCGGCGGAAGUGUUUCAGGUAAUGCAUAUGGAUUUUUGGGGACCAGUUCCUACGUCAUCGCAAGGUAAUCGGUAUGUGAUUGUACUGACAGACAAUUUGUCCAAAUAUGUAAUGGCAAGAGCAACACCGGAUAACACCGCCAUAACUACUGCCGAAUUUAUCGUCAAUGAUUUUAUCCUAGUACAUGGAGCGCCGGAACGGAUAAUCACCGACAAUGGAGUGCAUUUUAAUAAUAAACUAAUGGAAACGAUCGCACAAUCUAUGAACAUAAAUCACGCGUUUUCUGCUGUAUAUCAUCCAGCCACCAAUGGACAAGUAGAGCGUUUCAACGCUACGUUUUGUACGCAGUUGGCGAAGUAUUACAAUGAGAAUACGAGUGAUUGGGAUGAAUACCUUCAAUCAAUAGUUUAUGCCUAUAACACCGGCAUACAUAGCACAACAGGUUAUCCACCGUAUGAACUCGCAUUCGGUAGAAAACAGAAAAGUCCAUUUGACUCUACUUCACAAGAUAUCACUUUUACCAAACCCAAUGAGUUUUAUGAAUAUCUACAAAAGACACGUCGUAUUCUUAUGAAUGCAGCUCGUGUUGCUAUACGUCGUCAACAAAACACAACAAGGCAACGGUACAACAAGAAUCGCAAAGAUGCUUCAUAUGAUCUUGGGGACUUGGUAUUUCUUAAAGUGUGUACAAGUCGACAAAAACUUGACGAACGAUGGACAGGACCAUGGCAAGUAAUUGAUAAAAAAGGAGAACAACACUAUUUAAUUCAAUUGGAUGGGGAAGAAAAAACCACAUGGGCUCAUAUAAAUCAACUAAAACCAUUAGUAGAGCGGGCAAUGUAA
Molecule: messenger RNA, 3540 nt
Organism: Adineta ricciae
Lineage: Eukaryota; Metazoa; Rotifera; Eurotatoria; Adinetida; Adinetidae
Source: the annotation of a GenBank genome assembly